Molecule: messenger RNA, 5965 nt
Organism: Stegodyphus dumicola
Lineage: Eukaryota; Metazoa; Arthropoda; Arachnida; Araneae; Eresidae
Product: cell adhesion molecule Dscam1-like
Biological process (GO): axon guidance; dendrite self-avoidance; homophilic cell-cell adhesion
Cellular component (GO): plasma membrane; axon
Molecular function (GO): cell-cell adhesion mediator activity
Source: RefSeq, a predicted model, not a curated record
UUAUCUAUGAAAAAUGUGACGCAACCGCAUCAUUUGUAUUCGCAUAGAAACCGCAUCGUAUAGCAACCGCAUCAUUCGUACCCGAACAAACCGCAUCGUACGACAGAUGCGAGUAACGAAAUGAAUUUGUGAGUACUGAAUCGGUACUUCGAGUCAAACGAUGUACCCGUUUAACGGGUUCCCCGUUCAAUAACGAAUACAUGCGGUUUGCUCCAGCUCUAUUGUUUAUUUAUACUUUUGAAUUAAGCGCUAAGUUUAAUUUGCUGAAUUCAUGAUCGUAAAGUCCGCAUUAAAAUCCCUUUUUUUUUUCCUGAUUAAAUAUUCAAUAUAGCUUGCAUCUAUGUUCUUACUUUUGAGUAUGCGGUAUAUUUAAAUAAAGAAGUGUAGGAUUAUGACUGGUAUAAGUACUCAGGAAGGAAUAAUUCCCAACUUCUUCCUGUAUAUCACGAUCCUCGAAUGGCUCAGCUGAGUGGCUCUUUGGUUAUUCGCCAAGUCAGUUUGGAAGAUGGUGGUAAAUAUGUUUGUCUUAUUAGUAACAGUGCUGGAGAAGAAAGAACAGAAUUGCUUCUUAUUGUUACAGCUCAUCUUACUGCCCAUAUCCAACCCCAACAACAAACAAUUGAUGUUGGGAGGCCAGCCAAAUUCAAUUGCUCAUUUGCUGGACAUCCAGUAAAUGGCAUUUCUUGGAUAAAAGAUGGCAGUCCUCUGUUUGAAGAUGGUGUACGAAUCAAGCUUUUUUCUAGAGUGCUACUGACCAUCAUUUCUGUACAAAGGGAAGAUAGUGGCAUGUAUCAGUGUUUUGUUUUCAAUGAUGUUGAGUCUGCUCAGGGAACUGCUCAGCUUUUGUUAGGAGAUGCUGCACCUGUUUUUCAUUAUGUGUUUACUGAAGAAACUUUGCAGCCGGGACCAUUUAUAUCGUUAAAAUGUGUGGCUUCGGGCAACCCGUUGCCACAAAUAACUUGGACGCUUGAUGGUUCUCUGUUACCGGAGGAUCAGCGAUUUCGUGUAGGAGAUUAUAUCACAAUGCAAGGUCGUGUUGUGAGCUAUGUAAAUAUCUCUGAUGUUCGUGUUGAAGAUGGAGGGGAGUAUGAGUGUCAUGCACGAAGCACGGUGGGCAUCGUAAGCCAUGCAGCUCGGCUCAACGUUUAUGGAUUGCCCUAUAUCCGUCCAAUGAAGGACGUGUCGGCGGUCGCAGGAGAAAGCCUCAUGCUACGCUGCCACGUUGCUGGAUAUCCCAUUGACACAAUCACGUGGCAUCGAGGGAACAGUAGACUGCCCAUAAAUCGUCGGCAAGAAGUCUUUCCUAAUGGCACAUUAAUUAUUCAGGAUGUGCAAAGAGGAGUAGACGAUGGGACCUAUAAAUGUAAAGCUUGGAAUAAGCAAGGGCAAAAUGCUUUUGGCACUGUGCGUGUUCAUGUGAUGGUGAGGCCCGUUAUUGAUCCAUUUUUGUUUCCCAAAAACCUUCAAGAAGGUAUGCGCUCCCGCCUUGUUUGUACUGUGAUUCAAGGGGAUCCCCCCUUUGUCAUCAGCUGGAAAAAAGAUGACAGGCCCAUUGAACCUGGCCUUGGGGUUGUCAUUCGCAAUGAUGAAUUUUCCAGCGACUUGACAUUUUCCAGUGUUACACCUCGUCACAAUGGAAACUAUACUUGUAUUGUUAGUAAUGCUGCUGCCUCUGUCAGUCAUACUGCUAUGCUUGUUGUGGAUGUUCCUCCUCGGUGGCAUGUGGAACCUCGGGAUACCUCUGUUGUUUCUGGGCGAAAUGUGCGCAUUGAUUGUUUAGCAGAUGGUUUUCCUGCACCUGUGAUAACGUGGGAGAGGGGCUCAGCCAACUCUCCUCGCCACUAUUCCGCCAUAGCCAGUGGGCCUCACUAUGAGGUCUACGCCAAUGGUUCCUUGCUUAUUAAAAAUGCCCAAGAAGAUGAUGCUGGGUAUUAUUUGUGCCAAGCAAGCAAUGGCAUUGCUUCUGGCCUUAGUAAAGUAGUCUUCCUUACUGUUCAUGUGCCGCCAAGUUUUGAAAACAAGUUCCGGAGCGAGACAGCACGCAAGGGUGAUGUCGUGAGACUGAAAUGCGAGGCGUCCGGAGAUCAUCCGAUGACAAUCGCUUGGAACAUUGAUAAACAGCCGCUCACUCCUGCCGAGGACCCGCGUAGGUAUGAUCUAAAGGAAUUGGUGGACAAAAAACGCAUGUCCUCUGAAAUUACAAUCAAGUCUGCAGAGAGGAGGGACUCUGCCCUUUUUACGUGCCUUGUUAGAAAUGCAUUUGGUCAAGAUGAUAUGAAUAUUCGACUUAUAGUACAAGAGCCGCCUGAGCCUCCACGUGAUGUACGUGUACUUGAACACAAAAGUCGCACAGCCAAAAUUUCCUGGUCUUCUCCAUUCAAUGGAAAUAGUGCCAUUAUUAGAUAUUUAGUACAAUGUAAAUCAGAAUCGGGUGAUUGGGAUUCGGGGAUACAAAAUAUCACUACAGGGAGUGAAGAAUCUAGUAUUACUCUUCGUGGACUUCGUCCUGCAAGAACCUAUUAUUGUAGGGUUAGAGCAGAAAAUUCUGUUGGUCUUGGGGAUCCUAGUGAAGCUGUCACUGUUGUUACUGCAGAAGAAGUUCCUGGAGGACCUCCUUUAGAAGUAAAAGCAGAAGCAGUUGAUUCACAAUCUGUUAGAGUUACCUGGAGGCCUCCAGAUAUAGAGUUAUGGAAUGGUCCCAUUAAAGGGUACUAUGUUGGUUACAAAGUAUAUGAUUCCAAAGACUCCUACCUAUACAAAACUUUGGAAGUUGGACAAGGUACAAGAGAAGAAGUGUUACUAACCCAGUUACAGAAAUAUACAAGUUACAGUGUGUUAGUACAAGCAUACAACUCAAUGGGUGCAGGACCUCGAUCUGAUGAGGUCAUAGUUCGAACCCUUGAAGAUGUUCCUGGUCAGGCACCAAGAGACAUAAAAUGUAUGUCUCCAACAUCUCAAAGCUUACACAUAUCGUGGAGUGCUCCCCCAUCCUCCUCUAUCCAUGGAAUCCUUCAAGGAUAUAAAAUUCUUUUUCGGCCAGCAGAAACACUUGCAGGAGAUGAAGAAUAUGAAGAAAGGACGGUUUCAGAUCAAGAGAUCAAGUUAACAAAUUUACAUAAAUUUACUAAUUAUACUGUGAUAAUCAUGGCUUUUACUCAAAAGGGUUUUGGAGUUCGAAGUGAUCCCAUUUUUUGUUCCACACUUGAAGAUGUUCCCGGGCCGCCUGCCGAUAUCAAAGCUGUUGUUAUGUCUUCAGAUACUAUUCUUGUUAGCUGGAAGCCUCCUUUACAUUCAAAUGGUUUAAUUACUAAGUUUACAUUAUACUGGCGUAGCUUAGCCGGUGGUGCCAAGAAUGAAUCUGUUAUUCGUGUUCCAUCCAACCAGUAUCAGUACAAAGUGUCAGGACUACCAGAUCGCUCACGCCAUGAGUUUUGGGUUACUGCGUCAACAGCCAGAGGAGAAGGUGAACCUACAAGAGUUGUGUCACAAACAACAAGUAGCAGAGUUCCUGCUAGAAUAAUGGAUUUUGGAGAAAAUAUCAUCACUGUUCCUGGAGACAAAAUUGUUCUUACAUGUCAAGCUGUUGGUUCUCCUGUUCCAAAGAGAGAGUGGAAAGUUCGGGGUGAACCCCUUCCUAAAAUGCACAGGCUUGAAGUGCAUUCAGAUGGUGCACUUGUGAUAAGAAAGCUGCAAGUAUCUGAUUCCGGGAAUUACUCUUGUCGUGUCCAGAACAGGCAUGGAGCAGAUGAAAUCAUAUAUGCACUUUCAGUUACAGACUUUCUAUAUACAGAACCAGUGCCAUCUCAUGUGCCGCAAGUGAAGGUUUUAUCUACAACUGCAACAUCUGUUUUGUUAGAACUGCCACAAUCCAGAGAGCGAGCUAUUGUUAGAGGGCAUGAAUUACAUUUUAAACCAGAAGGGGGAGAAUGGCAGCAGCGACGACUUCUUAGCAAAAAUCAUACUUAUAAAUUAGAGGGCUUGGAAUGUGGAGUCAAAUAUCAGCUUUAUGUAGUUCCUUUAACAAGUGAGGGAAAAGGAGAGAGGAGCAACCCCAUAUCAUUUAAAACUCAAGGUUCUGCUCCUGUAGCACCAAAGCAAGAGGAUAUGAUUUUUGCAAAUUCAACUCACCUUGUCUUGCAUUUGUCAGCUUGGCAAGGUGGUGGCUGCCCCAUUACACGUAUGAGUAUUGAAUAUCGACCUCAUAGCCAUAGUCGAUGGACUGUACUGACAGAUCAUGCAAACCCAGAACAACAACAUCAACUUGUAGUACCAGAUUUAGCUGCUGAAACUUGGUAUGUCGUGAAAGUUAUUGCCUAUAAUGGAGCUGGAUCAACCACUGCAGAAUAUGAUGCUAUUACUCUUACUAGUACUAAUGCUUUUCCUGUCCCAGAUCAUGGAACUCAAGGCCACAUGCCAUCUGCAACUUCAUUUUUUGAGGACACUACUACUCUUGUUUCAAUGGCUUCAUCUGGUGUAGUUCUUAUUGCAGGCAUUGUUGCUGUGGUAUGUUUGGUUAUGUACAAAAGAAGACGAAAUACUGGUCAUCAUUACAGAGAAGCAGCUUCAAGAGCUGAUGUUGCUACAACAACAGCUCUAAUGGCACACAUGGAUAAAAAAACUGGACGGUCAGAAUCCAGUCGACAUGGUCAUGGGCAUAGUCAUAGUCAUAGCUCACACAACCAACAAAGCCAUAAUAACCGAGAUCUCCCGUCCUAUUUCUCUUCCCCUGUUCGAAAAGUGGCACCCACCAAUAAUGCUCCUCAAUCACGUCAAAAUAGUCAACAAGCUGGACCUUCUACAAGUCAUUCCUCUCAUUCUGUUCCAGAGUAUGAGGAUGAAAUAGCUCCCUAUGCAACAUUUCAACUUCCUGGACCCCCUGCUGAAGAAGAGAAUGGAGAAACAGAAGAAUUUAAAACUUUUAGUGUUCAUCAUGGAGAGCCCCCUUAUUUAACUAAGACCAGCUUAGAUCCUCCAUCAAGUAAAAGCGGCAAAGCAAGUGAAGAAUUAUAUCAAAGUCAAGCUCCUAACAGUCACAGCCUUACAUCUGGCUCCUCUAAUCAAGAAGAGUUGUUACGAGCAUAUGAAUAUGCUCGACGACAUCCUCCUCCUCCUAUUCAGUAUGAUGGUGGCCACAACAGAGGGCACAGUCACACGAGUGGCACAGGUACAACAGAGUCAGAAGCAACUGAUCCUGGUAUUCGUCAGUUUAGUGGUACUCCUCCCAAACCAAAUGAACGGCGUCAAGGAGCAUGCCUUACCCCUGGGACACAAACAGGUGCUUCAGUGCAAAACACAGAUUCCAGCACAUCAGAUGAAGCAACUCCUGUUAAUACUCCUCAUCAAGCCAGAAUUAUUCCUACAGGGUUUGGGGCCUUGCCCAGGGAUAGAGGUCGGACAUCUUGGGGAGGGCAGAAAGGUCGAAGUCAGUCUGGUGCCAAGAAAUCAAGUUCCAAAGGAAUUAAGAAAGGGCUUUCCAGCGACGAGAGUGACAGUGAAGGAACUAUUUAUACUUUCAGCCGAGCUGAUACUGCUGCUCUCCGUGGAAGCUCUGGUAAUGAUCAGUCAGAAACGGAGUGUGACAAAGAUAGGAUAGCAAGACUAGGUCGAGGUUUUCCACGUAGGCCACCUCAACGGUCGCAAGCCAAAUCUGACAUCAUAGACUGCUGACCAGAAAAAAAAAUUAUGUAUUGGUCGAAGAGUUGUGAUCUGCCCUCCACAUUGGAGAAAAAUAAUCAACUCUGCUGAUCAGUUGAACGGGGCAAAAGGGCCCCAAGCAAAGGGACCCAUGUUCCCGGUUACGCCCGUCCGGCGACUCCUUCCGUAGAUUAGGGUUGCCACCCUGUGGGUUAUAGGUGCGAUGAACAAUGACAUGGAAUCCAGUAGCUUAACCACCUAUUCUGUUACUGUGUACCAAAAAUGCAAAUACAUCUAUUCUGUUGUAAUUAAAUUUCUAUUACAAAAUUUU